GCAAACACCAGGCAGCAAAAUGGGAGCUCCCUUGACACCAUUGCUGUACCUCUGCCUACUGCUGGUGCCAUGCCUUCUUCUCUUGGAAGAAGCACAUGCGCCGAGCCGCCAUGGAGGGAUCUCACUGAGGUCUCAACACAUGGCCCUCCUCCACUGGAAAGCUACACUUGCAAGCCUACCUCCGCAGAUGACGUCUUGGCAGGAAAACAUCAGCCCCUGCAACUGGACGGGCAUCAUGUGCACAGCUGUUCGCCAUGGCCGCCGCAGGCCCUGGGUGGUCACUGACAUCUCCCUGCCAGAUGCUGGCAUCCAUGGCACUCUUGGUGAGCUCAACUUCUCGGCUCUGCCAUUCCUCGCAUAUAUCAACCUUCAUAACAACAGUCUCUAUGGUGUACUGCCCGCUAGUAUCAGCUCCCUAUCACAACUAUCAUAUCUUGACCUCAGCUUCAACCAUCUCAAAGGGCAAAUUCCUUCUGAGAUUGGUGACCUGCAAAAUCUCAGGCAGCUUGGUCUCUCAUUUAACAGACUCACGGGACUGAUCCCAGCGUCUCUUGGCAAUCUAACAAUGUUAACUGAUCUUGUCAUUCACCAAAACAUGAUAUCAGGUCCCAUUCCUGAGGAGAUUGGAAGGCUUGUCAACCUACAAAUAAUACAACUAAGCAACAACACCUUAGGCGGUUUGAUACCAAAAACCCUUGGAAAUCUGACCCAAUUAAAUGAUUUGCUCCUAUUUGGUAAUCAACUUUCAGGGCAUAUACCCAAAGAACUAGGCAGGCUAGUCCAUUUGCAAAUUCUUGAUCUUAGUUCAAAUGAUUUUUCAGGUCCAAUUCCAAUCUCCAUUACCAAUCUCACUAACAUGAACCAACUUUUUCUCUUGGAAAAUGAAGUCACGGGUUUAAUACCCCCAGAACUAGGCAAUCUCAAUAUGUUAAACCGACUUCAUCUCAAGAGAAAUCAAAUAACAGGUCCAAUGCCCCCAGAACUAGCGAACCUCACAAUGCUCAAUGAACUUUCUCUCUAUGCAAAUCGAAUCACAGGUCCAAUACCUACAGAAUUGGGCAUCUUGCUGAAUCUCCAGGUGUUAGCCUUGUCCAGCAACCAAAUAUCUGGCUCUAUUCCUAAAAGCUUAGGAAAUAUUACCAAGCUAGUAACACUGCAACUCUUUGACAAUCAGAUAACUGGUUCAAUACCAAAAACUUUUGGGAAGUUGCAAAGCAUCCAACAUAUCCAAAUCUCUGGUAACAAAUUAUCAGGAUCUCUUCCUCGAGAAUUUGGAGAUCUCAUAAGCCUUGUUCAACUUGAUAUGUCUAACAACUCGCUUUCAGGACCUUUACCCGCAAAUAUAUGUUCAGGUGGCAGACUUCAAUAUCUCAAUGUCCUUUCUAAUAUGUUCAAUGGCCCAUUCCAAGGAGUUUAAAGACAUGUACAAGUUUGGUUCGAAUUUCCCU
Molecule: messenger RNA, 1448 nt
Organism: Triticum dicoccoides
Lineage: Eukaryota; Viridiplantae; Streptophyta; Magnoliopsida; Poales; Poaceae
Product: probable leucine-rich repeat receptor-like protein kinase At1g35710
Exons: 1
Coding region: 20-1417 (465 amino acids)
Molecular function (GO): protein binding
Source: RefSeq, a predicted model, not a curated record